Ananas comosus (pineapple) is the source of this 2566-nucleotide messenger RNA. Its product is annotated as proton pump-interactor 1-like. The transcript has 8 exons. The coding region runs from base 275 to 2164 and encodes 629 amino acids. The record is from RefSeq and is a predicted model, not a curated record. NCBI's taxonomy places the organism in Eukaryota, Viridiplantae, Streptophyta, Magnoliopsida, Poales, Bromeliaceae.
CUCGAGGUAAAAUUGAAAAAAAAAAAAAAAAAACUAAAAAGGAGGGGAGAGGAGAUCUUUCUCUCCCGAUUUCUGCUCCCAAUCUUUUACCUCAAAGAUCCCUCUUUUAUAUACCGUAGAAUCUCAACCCAUUUCCAUUUCCAAUUCCAUUUCCAUCGCUCCCACCAAAAUCGCUUUCCAAGGGUCGCUCGCGGGGACCCCCUUCGUCUCCUCUUCUCCAUCCCCGCGAUCCGAUCGGGUCGCUCCUAGAUCGAGAUCUUUGGAUUGAGAGGCUAUGGGUAUGGAGAUUCUCGGAGCUGAUAUUACAUCAGGACCGGUCAAAAUGGUUGGAGAGGAGAAACUUUCAAGUGAGAUUGAAAAUAAGGCUAAAACAAAUCUGGGGCAGGAAGAAGAGACUACAAACGUUGGUACAGUUGACGGCUCAAAUGGAGCAAAUGGGGAGUUUAAGGACAAGGAUAGUGCAUCUCAUUUCCCAAAGGAUGCUGUUGAUGAGUGGCCUGCACCUAAGCAAAUCCAUAGCUUUUAUCUUAUCAAAUUUCGGUCUUAUGAAGACCCUAAGAUGAAGCUCAAACUUGAACAAGCCGACAAAGAGAUUCAGAAGAAGAACCAAGCUCGUUACCAGAUAACUGAAGCCUUAAAGGCAAAGAGGUCUGAACGAGCUGGUGUUGUUGCCCAGCUCAGGCCUUUGACUUCAGAGAACAAGCAAUACAACGAAGCUAUGAAUGAGAAAAUGAAGGAAAUGGAGCCUCUCCAGACUGCCUUAGGCAAGCUCCGUAAUGCAAAUAAUGCAGUGAGAGAGAAGGGCAUAGGUUUGUGCUCUUCAGAGGAAGAACUUAAUGAUCUGAUUAAGAGCAUACAUUAUCGUAUCAGUCACGAGAGCAUAACCUUAGAUGAGGAGAAACAGCUGCUGCGUGAAAUUAAACAGCUUGAAGCAACAAGAGGAAAGGUGAUCUCUCAAGCUGCUAUGAGAGCUAAGCUGCAGGAUUCGUUGGGUCACAAAGAAGCUAUCCAAGACCAGGUUAAACUUGUAGGUGCCGACAUGGAUGCUGUCAAAAAGGAGAGACAAGCAGUGAGGGGAAAAAUUAAGCCUCUGGAGGAGCAACUAAAGGCCAUUGACGCGGAGAUCAGUUCUCUACAAGAUGAACUGACUUCUGUGAGUGAAAAGAAGGACAAGGCAUUUGAGAACCUAAAUGAGCUGAGAAAAGCACGUGAUGCAGCUAAUUCAUGCUACUUCCAAAACCGUUCACUCUUGAAUAAUGCCAAGGAACUCGCUGCAAAGAAGGAUAUAGCUGCAUUGGAAACACUUGCCCACAGCGAGGUAGAAAAGUUCAUGUUGCAGUGGAGCAAUGAUAAAGAGUUCAGGGAAGAUUACGAGAGGAGGAUAUUGCCAUCACUGGACAGCCGGCAGUUGAGCAGGGAUGGCCGGAUGAGAAAUCCUGACGAAAAGCCCAUCAUAGCUCAGGAGACUCGACAAAGUACAGAAGCCGAGGUGGCUCCAAUAAAAUCAACUGCAAAGCAGACAAAGGAGGCCGCUGGCCCCAUUUCACGAGCGGACUCUGCCUCUACUGAGAAGCUCCGUGACAAGGAGAUUGCUAAGGUGACUGAAGUUGAUUCGAAAGAGAAGAAAGGGAAUUUAGAGGAUACUGUAAAGAGCCAUGAUGCUGAGAAAACCCAGAAAGAGUUACCUAAAAAGCCGGAGAUUGAUGCCGAAACAUUGAAACAAAUGAAGAGAGACGAGCAGAUUGCAAAAAAUAAGUUGGCCUUGGAACGGAAGAAGAAGUUGGCUGAGAAAUCGGCAGCACAAGCAGCGGCUAAAGCUCAGAAGGAGGUUGAGAAAAGGCAAAAGGAAAAAGAAAAGAGAGCUAGAAAGAAGGCUGCAGCACAAGCACCUGGUGUAUCUGACGAGCUGAUUGAAACAGAAGAAAAGAACACUGAAGAGGCAGAAGCUAAGCCUGAGGUGGAAACCCUGGCUCCAGCAAAAGCUAAGGAACUGAAGGAGACUGUUAGGUAUAAAAACAUCCAAAAGAAUCAAAGUCAACUUCCAAAGGUUAUACUGAAGAGGAAAAAAUCUCAUCAGUCUUAUUGGAAAUGGGUGGCUCCUGCUGCGGCACUUGCUCUGGUGCUUGCCAUAUUUGCGUACUUAUACUUAUCGCGGGUGAACUAAAAUUGCCGGCUGUAAGACCAUUUUUGAUUCUGAAGCACACCACAGUUUUAAUUCAUAAUCAUCUGUGCUGUGUUGGACCGAUCUCAUGUGGUUCUUUCUCUAGGAAGCAGCAAAGAAAGUUUACUUUCGAAAAAGAUAUUCACAUAUGAUACAAUUGUUGUGGAUUGUAAUGUUUGGACUAAGUUAUUUGCGCUUGCAAUAUUUAUGUUUCCUUUAAUCUCGAUACUGUUACUUCCUACUUUGUAGUCGCAGAGUCAAUAAAACGUUCUAAAUAGCCAUGGGGUGCUAUGAUUGCUUAUUCUUAUCAGGUUGCUGGUGAGGAUAACAUGUCCUCACCAGAAUAAUGUAUUGACAGAUAAAAGUUGCAAACUUUAUAGUUUAGAAGUUUGUUCUUGGCAUUAA